CCGCACGCUCAGAAGUCAAUAAUACACAACGCAGGUAUGGUCAAAAGCAGUGGUCGCCGAAACGGCAGUAGUACCAGUGCUACACGUCGUGAUCAUGAUAGUAACAAGCACAAAGGUGGUGUGCGGGAAUAUGAGGAUGCUGAAAGGCGUGAAAACGGGGCGUUUGAGGUUGAAUACGAUGCUGCCUCGGAGUUUCCCUGUGGGUUGGCUAUGUGGGAUUUCAAUCAGUGCGACCCAAAGAGGUGUAGUGGGAGACGAUUGGCGAAGAUGGGAGUUGUCCACGAGUUGAAACUUACGCAGAGAUUCCAUGGACUUGUUAUGAGUCCGGUGGGUGUGGCAACCGUAUCGCCUGCGGACAGGUAUUCUAAGUAG
Sphaeroforma arctica JP610 is the source of this 372-nucleotide messenger RNA. RefSeq lists its product as hypothetical. Gene Ontology annotation, molecular function: rRNA small subunit aminocarboxypropyltransferase activity. The transcript has a single exon. The record is from RefSeq and is a predicted model, not a curated record. NCBI's taxonomy places the organism in Eukaryota, Ichthyosporea, Ichthyophonida. Bases 37 to 372 code for a protein of 111 amino acids. Gene Ontology annotation, biological process: maturation of SSU-rRNA.